Messenger RNA from Metarhizium robertsii ARSEF 23, 294 nucleotides. RefSeq lists its product as uncharacterized. Lineage: Eukaryota; Fungi; Ascomycota; Sordariomycetes; Hypocreales; Clavicipitaceae. Bases 1 to 294 code for a protein of 97 amino acids. The record is from RefSeq and is a predicted model, not a curated record. The transcript has a single exon.
AUGGUGGACCCGUACGUUGCAGUAGUACCAAAUGCCGUGACCACCAAGAGGAAAAAGAUCAAUCAUGGCAUUUGCAUGGCCUCGGGCCAGGUGGAUUGUGGAUGGGGAUGGGGAUGGCGGCGUUUUGAAGUUGGCGAGGAUAAACCGGGCCGCGGAGGCCUUGCCGGCCUUGUCCAUGCUGGAAAACACGAGGCGAGCAUGUCAGGCGCCAGCACAGGCGUCAAGCGUCAGGCGUCAGGCGUCAGGCGUGAAGCCGUUGUCAAGGUUAAUGUUAUCCCAGAACCGCAUCUUUAA